AUGAGGAAUGCUUCGCCGCUUCUCCUCAUCUUUUGGAUUCAGUUGCUGCAACAGUUCUGCUCCACGACCCAUGGCGGAGCCAUUGGCGAGCGGUGUGCUCAAAACUCCGAAUGCCGAAACCCCGAGCUGGUGCAGUGCAAGGACGGCGUUUGUACCUGCAAGUUCGGUCAGGCUCCUUUAGCUCCCACACAGUGCAAGGAAGUGACGCAGAAGCCCGACCCGGAGACCAGGGAGUGCUACACGGACCACCAGUGCUACCGGGGCUACUGCUGGGACGGGACGUGCCACUGCAAGGAUGGCUUCUCCAAGGAGCGCAAUUCCUACGGAGGCUGGAGCUGCGUCCACAGAACCUCAUCGUUUGGAUUCGGAAUCCUGGCUGUGAUCCCCGUGACUGUGGUCGUCAUAUGCCUAGUUGCCUGUUGUGUACAAGUGGCGCUGCGGAAGCAACAGCAAGUGCCCGCGUCCAACGCCGCCCCUGCCGGACAGCCGCAGCAGCAACAGCAGGACGAUCUUUCGCGCGUCAACAGCAACGCCACGAUCUCGGGCGUGAGCAAUAUCUACAGGCAGAGGAGAUACUUCCCCCAUUACGUGGAGAGUUCCACAAAGCCGCAUGGAACCCAGCAGGGUAUGGCGUCCUCCCCCUGCGUGUCCCGUCCCAUAGAAAUGAAGCCUGUCGAAGCCAAGGAAACAGUGCCAGAUUACGACAACACCGGAGAUCCCAACUCUUCCGUCAAAGCUUGA
Messenger RNA from Ixodes scapularis (black-legged tick), 741 nucleotides. RefSeq lists its product as uncharacterized. The record is from RefSeq and is a predicted model, not a curated record. The transcript has 7 exons. Bases 1 to 741 code for a protein of 246 amino acids. Lineage: Eukaryota; Metazoa; Arthropoda; Arachnida; Ixodida; Ixodidae.